CAGCAAACCCAGAUGACAGGGAAAGAGAGAGAAGAUUUAUAGUGAGGGUUUCAAGGAAGGAGACAUGCCCAAUUUCACCCAACACCUCUGUUUCUUGCUUCCUUCUUCAAGAUCCCAAAGUUUGAAAAUGGUUCCUGCACCCCACCUCCCUGCGGACACAAAUGACCCGACUCAGCAAACUUGCAAUCAAGAUUCAUCGACAUGCCAUUCAACUGAUCAAUCUCACAAGGAUGAUGAUAUUGCCACACAAGGGGUUCAUCCUCAAGAUCAAUGCAUCUCUUCAAGUUCAGAUGAAAGCUACAAGAAGCUUGAAGAAGCUCAAAUGAAGCCAAUCUUAUUCAUGGCCAAUCCAGGUAUCAGCAUGAAUGAUCUUCAAGUCGAAAAGGACAUACCAAUGGCUCAACAUGCUUAUGCUGAUCAUUACUUGAAUGGUCUUUAUACUCCAUAUGGACCACAACCUAUAAUUCAACCUCAUAUCGUGCAAAUAGCUCCUGCCCGAGUUCCACUGCCUCUAGAUCUAUCAGAAGACGGCCCUAUUUAUGUCAACGCAAAACAGUAUCAUGGUAUUCUCAGAAGGCGACAGAUUCGUGCUAAGCUUGAAGCUCAAAACAAACUUGUCAAAAAUCGAAGGCCAUACCUUCAUGAAUCUCGACAUAAGCAUGCUUUGAAUAGGAUCAGAGGGUCUGGUGGGCGGUUUCUUCCUACCAAGAAACCUCAGCAAUCGAGAGCUAUGCGAUUCUUGAACUCCCAUUGUGCUUCAGGUUAUGAAGAACCUCACGUGUCUGCAACAGAUCAUGAACGUUGCCACAUUGCGAGUAGGGACAUGAUGAUGGAUCAUGGGUUAUCGUGGGGGAUAAGAGGAAAUGAAGAGCAUCAUCAUCGUGGUUCAAUGGGCCGGUGAGAAACAGGUUCUAUAAUGGUAAAGAACCGAUCAGACACCGGGCAGGCAACUCAUCCUUGGCUUU
This is a messenger RNA of Cynara cardunculus var. scolymus (artichoke), 965 nucleotides long. Its product is annotated as nuclear transcription factor Y subunit A-4-like. The transcript has 6 exons. The record is from RefSeq and is a predicted model, not a curated record. Lineage: Eukaryota; Viridiplantae; Streptophyta; Magnoliopsida; Asterales; Asteraceae. Gene Ontology annotation, cellular component: CCAAT-binding factor complex. Gene Ontology annotation, molecular function: DNA-binding transcription factor activity, RNA polymerase II-specific; RNA polymerase II cis-regulatory region sequence-specific DNA binding. Bases 65 to 901 code for a protein of 278 amino acids. Gene Ontology annotation, biological process: regulation of transcription by RNA polymerase II.